This is a messenger RNA of Rhincodon typus (whale shark), 1862 nucleotides long. RefSeq names its product casein kinase I. NCBI's taxonomy places the organism in Eukaryota, Metazoa, Chordata, Chondrichthyes, Orectolobiformes, Rhincodontidae. Gene Ontology annotation, biological process: peptidyl-serine phosphorylation; endocytosis; signal transduction. The record is from RefSeq and is a predicted model, not a curated record. Bases 435 to 1778 code for a protein of 447 amino acids. Gene Ontology annotation, cellular component: cytoplasm; plasma membrane; nucleus. Gene Ontology annotation, molecular function: ATP binding; protein serine/threonine kinase activity. The transcript is spliced from 13 exons.
GCUAAGCCAGCAAGUUCGGUGGAGUCUGGCGGUCGGCGGGUAAUGCGCAUGCGCAAAGGAGUUGCCCUGGUGCUGGAUUGGAAAUAGGUUUAGAAAAAAAAUCCCAGCGGUGAUAUAAAAAAACAGCAAGAGAGGGAGACAGAAAUGAGGGAAGAAGCUGCUGUAACCCUGGCCUAGAAAAAGGGCUACACCAAAGAAGGAACGUGAAGGAAUUCAGCUGUUCUAUCUCUAUUGUAACUUUGACUUAAGGAUGUGUUGUCUCUCAAAAAAUGUACAAAAGAAGACUAAAAUGGAAGAUUUGUCGAGACCUUUGGUGGUGCUAAACUUGUAGUAGCCCAUCGUUGUAAACGUGAUGAUAUUCUAAAAUUCCAAGUUUUGGCAUUGUUGGUUUGCAUGGCAAAGUAACCGUGGAGAAGCCAGGCUACCACAAACUUAUGGAUUUUGAUAAGAGUGGGGGGAGGGGUGAUACGGAAGAAACAAGAAGAAUGUCAAAAUCUGGCGGGCGCGGAACCAACUGUGGCCGGAGUACAGGGACCAGUUCUGGAGUCUUAAUGGUGGGUCCCAACUUCCGGGUGGGGAAGAAAAUUGGAUGUGGGAAUUUUGGAGAGCUUCGUCUAGGAAAGAAUUUAUACACAAAUGAAUACGUGGCCAUCAAACUGGAACCUAUAAAAUCCAGGGCCCCACAACUUCAUUUGGAGUACAGAUUCUACAAACAGCUGGGAAAUGCAGAGGGAAUUCCUCAGGUUUACUACUUUGGCCCUUGUGGAAAGUACAAUGCCAUGGUAUUAGAAUUGCUGGGACCUAGCUUGGAGGAUUUAUUUGAUCUUUGUGAUCGAACGUUUUCCAUUAAAACUGUACUAAUGAUAGCCAUACAGUUGAUUACACGAAUGGAAUUUGUACACAGCAAAAGUUUGAUAUACAGAGAUGUUAAACCAGAGAAUUUCUUAGUAGGCCGACCAGGGAGCAAACGACAACAUACCAUUCAUAUCAUAGACUUUGGCCUUGCCAAAGAAUACAUAGAUCCAGAGACCAAAAAGCACAUCCCAUACCGAGAGCACAAGAGCUUAACUGGGACAGCACGCUAUAUGAGCAUAAAUACACACCUAGGCAAAGAACAAAGUCGAAGGGAUGACCUUGAAGCAUUAGGACACAUGUUUAUGUAUUUCCUGCGUGGUAGUUUACCUUGGCAAGGUCUGAAGGCUGACACUUUAAAGGAGAGGUAUCAGAAGAUAGGUGACACCAAACGAGCUACCCCAAUUGAAGUCUUGUGUGACAAUUUCCCAGAAGAAAUGGCAACAUACCUCCGCUAUGUACGAAGACUUGAUUUUUUUGAAAAACCAGACUAUGAAUAUCUAAGAAAACUCUUCACUGAUUUGUUUGAUAGAAAUGGAUUUGUGUUUGAUUAUGAAUAUGACUGGGUUGGAAAACCACUACCGACUCCUAUUGGUUCAAUCCAUGCUGACAUACCACUCUCACCACCCAACCGAGAUAAAGCACCACAACAAACCAAACAGUUGGCAGAUCGCAAUGGAGCUUGGGAACCUCAUUCCAGCUGUCAGCCCAGUGCACAACAUUUGGGAACACAUCUGACAUCAGACAGGCUCGGAGGUUCCAUACAGGUGGUGAGCUCAACAAAUGGUGAACUUAACACAGAUGACCCCACGGCAGGACACUCCAAUGCACCCAUUACAGCCCCAGCAGAAAUUGAAGUGGCAGAUGAUACCAAGGCAAUUCGCAAGAACCACCAAAGUAAGCAGAAAGUAACAUUUGUCCCAUGAGGCGAGGGCUGAUUGGUUAGCAUGUGGACUCUGGUAGAGGUGUGCCAUGGAAAAUACAAGUAUGAAUUCAAAAUACAAAUCUGU